AUAAGUCUAAUAGCCAGAUUUGCCUUGGUUCAUUCAAUGGCUUCUUGGUGUAAGAGAUGCAGGAAACAGGUGUGUGAAAACCCACCUUUCUCCACCGUCCGAAUCACCGAAGGAGAAAUGAAGUCCUACUACAAUUUCCUAAAGGAGUGCACAAAGUUGGAGAAGACGGCUAGGGCAGAUGAAAUCAUGCAACAGGAGAUCAGGCCCCUCGUUGCUGUGGAUAUCAUAGAGCAGCUACACCGGCAGUUUGCGAUCUUGUCAGGAGGAAGAGGGAAUGACGGAGCGCCGAUCAUCACCUUCCCCGAGUAUGCCGGUUUCAGCGAGAUCCCCGACGAGGAUUUUCUGAACGUCGUGACGUAUUUAACUAGUAUCCCCAGUCUGGAGGCUGCCAGCAUCGGAUUCGUCAUCAUUAUAGACAGACGGAGGGACAAAUGGAGCGCGGUAAAGGCGUCCCUCACACGAAUAGCAGGAGCGUUUCCUGGGAACCUACAACUGGUCUUCGUCCUGCGGCCAUCCCGUUUCAUCCAAAGGGCAAUCGCUGACAUCGGCAUCAAACUGUAUCGCGAUGACUUUAAAAUGAAGGUACCGAUCAUCAUGUUAAAUUCUGUUUCUGAUCUACAUGGGUACAUUGACAAAAGUCAGCUGACGCGGGAGCUAGGAGGAACCCUGGAAUACGGGCACAGCCAAUGGAUACAUCAUCGAACUGCUAUUGAGAAUUUCGCCAUGACAGUGAAAACCACCGCGCAGAUGUUGCAGACCUUUGGGACGGACUUGGCGGAGACGGAGCUUCCCAACGACGUCCCGUGUACGGAGGAGCUCCUGUCUUCCCACACAGAGCAGCAUAACAAGCUAAAGGAGGAGCUGAGACUAGCCGUGAAGCAGGGGGCCACGCUACUGACCUGUAUCCGAGAACCCGUCACACGAAGCGCCACCAGCAAGCUCAGUCCAGACGAACUGGAAAACGUGGCGACUGUGGAGAGGUUGCUAGCUCAGCUGGAUGAAACGGAGAGAGCCUUCGAUCAGUUCUGGUCCAAGCACCACCUAAAGCUGGAACAGUGCUUACAGCUCCGACACUUUGAGCAGGAUUUCAGAGAGGUCAAACUGACGCUGGAUAACUUGAUGGAAACGCAAGCCGGGUUCACGGAUAUUGGAGACAGCGUCUCCCGUGUGGAGUGUCUUCUGAAGGAACGGAAGCAACUAGAGGAGAAAGGACAGGAACCUUUGGAAAAAGCCCAGUCCUUGGCUGUCCACGGAGACCAGCUGAUCCAAAACAACCAUUAUGCAAUCGAUUCCAUUAGACCAAAGUGUGUGGAGCUCAGGCGCAUCUGUGAUGACUUUGCCAACGAGACCAAGAAACAGUACGAUAUUUUGGGGAAGUCCCUAGAACUGCAUAAACAAUUAGAUAAGGCCAGCCAGUGGUGCGAAGCUGGAAUCUACCUCUUGGCUUCCCAAGCUGUUGACAAAUGCCAGACGCAGGAGGGAGCUGAAACGGCGCUCCGCGAUAUCGAGAGAUUCCUGGGAACCGCCAGGGACCACCAGCUCUUGAACGCAAAGGAGUUCUACAAUCAGUUUGAUAUGAUUCUCACCCCAGAGAUAAAGAACAAUGCCCAAAGAGUUCUCCAGAAACUAGAAGAUGUACAAGAGAUGUUUGAGAAGAGGCAAGUGAGCCUGAAGAAGCUGGCGGCAAAGCAGACCCGGCCCGUGCAGCCUGUCGCCCCGCAUCCCGAAUCGUCACCCAAACGCCCAUCACCCAAAAGCACCCGGCCUGCAACGCUAGCUACCAACAGGAGGUCGGUGGAAAUGUCAAGUCCCCCCAAAUCUAUAUCCGACGCAGAGUUAUCAAAGAAGAAGAACAUCAAGAAGACUAAAGGUGGAAUUAAGAUUGAAGUGAUGCACGAAGCCAGUCAAGGAGGAUCCAGCAGAGUUUUGGUGAUGAGUGAGAGUGAAGAGAACCUUUCUACCAGGAGGAGCCAUAUUAUCAAUGAACUGAUAGAAACAGAACGGGUCUAUGUAGAGGAGCUUCAAAGCAUCAUAGAGGGCUAUGCAUCAGAGAUGGACAAUCCUGAUUUAAUUCACUUGAUCCCAACUGCUCUUUCCAACAAGAGGGAAGUUCUUUUUGGGAACCUCUCGGAAAUCUAUGACUUUCACAACAGAAUCUUCCUCAAAGAGCUGGAAAACUGCAUUGAAAAUCCGGAACUUCUUGGUCGGUGUUUUUUAAAAAGAAAGGAAGAUCUACAAAUUUAUGAAAAAUACUGCCAGAACAAGCCCAGGUCAGAAGCUCUCUGGAGACAGUGUGGAGAUAGUCUCUUCUUUCAGGAAUGCCAGCGGAAGCUAGACCAUAAGCUCUCGCUGGAUGCUUAUCUCUUAAAGCCGGUCCAGAGAAUUACCAAGUACCAGCUGCUUUUAAAGGAGAUGUUGAAAUGCAGCAAGAAUUCAGAAGGGACGGCUGAACUGGAAGAAGCGCUUGCCACGGUGCUGGAUAUUAUCAAAUCAGCUAAUGACUCAAUGCAUCAGAUAGCAAUUACGGGCUAUGAGGGUGACGUACACGAGCUUGGGAAACUGCUGCUGCAGGGCUCGUUCAACGUUUGGACGGAUCACAAAAAGGGCCACAACAAGGUCAAAGAUUUGGCCAGGUUCAAGCCGAUGCAGAGGCACCUCUUCCUCUACGCAAAAAUCCUACUCUUUUGCAAGAAGCGAGAAGAAAAUACGGACGGGCACGAGAAGUCUCCCUCGUACAGCUUUAAAAAUUCUUUAAAGAUGAGCACCGUCGGAAUUACGGAAAAUGUCAAAGGGGAUAACAAGAAAUUUGAGAUCUGGUACAAUGGCAGAGAAGAAGUCUAUAUUAUCCAGGCUGCUUCUGUGGAGCUGAAAAACACCUGGGUCUCUGAAAUUAGGAAAGUCCUGACAGGACAACUAGAAGCUUGCAGAGAGGCGAGCCAGUUGCACCAAAGAAUCACCGAGAGUGUGUACCACGCGCCAAUGAACUCCUCCAACUCCUCCAGGUAUGGCAGAAAGUCGUUAAGCUUGUGCGAAAAUAGAUCCGAGCUCUCAGGCCUGGAGAUGUCAAACAACAGGGACAGGAACACCAGCCCCCAUGCCAGACAGAAAAGAGCCGAUUCUUCCGCCAGCCUUAACCUUGAGCGCUCAGCUCUUGCUAGAAAGCGGUUUACAUUGCAAGGGCUUUCGAACCGCAGAGCUCCACCCAAAGAUCCAGAAUCUAAAGAAAGGGAUGUUACCCACCGCUUUUCCUUAGGUUCCUCCAUCAGCUCCACAACUAACACAUCUGCUCUAACCAAAGGUCCCCUCGUUCCUGCAGUUAAAGUCAAGAGGCACGAAAUAAAAAGUGAUCCGACUCCUCUGGGGUUCGAAGGUUGGCCCAGCAGGCAAAUGCCUUCGUUAGACACCUUUGAGGAUUUCGAAGCCAUCCCAUCCAGUGCGGAGGAGCUGUCCAACUCUUCGGAUCUGGAGGAAGAGAGCCAGCCGAACAACGGAUCCAACCUUUACCGGGUAGAAGGCAGUUACGACACCUGUUUCCCCGAUUCCCUUACGCUAGAGGAUGGAGAUUUAGUGCAGUUCAUCCAGGAAGGUGCAGACGGACAAUGGUUAGUGAAGAAGCUGGUUUCUGAGAAAACAGACUGGGUCCCUUCCAGUCUGCUCCAGCCUGCAGAGGGGGAUGCCAACAACAUCCGCCGGCACAGCAAUGCAGAUGUCUACAGCGGUACCCGCAGCGCCACACCCACAAACUCCGAGAUGAAAGGGAGUGAGCUAGCAAGAAGCUUAACAGCAGAACAAAAAGCUGGGAGCUGA
Messenger RNA from Euleptes europaea (tarantolino), 3807 nucleotides. RefSeq names its product MCF.2 cell line derived transforming sequence-like 2 (gene MCF2L2). The record is from RefSeq and is a predicted model, not a curated record. The transcript has 33 exons. The coding region runs from base 37 to 3807 and encodes 1256 amino acids. Gene Ontology annotation, biological process: intracellular signal transduction. Gene Ontology annotation, cellular component: cytoplasm. Gene Ontology annotation, molecular function: protein binding; guanyl-nucleotide exchange factor activity. NCBI's taxonomy places the organism in Eukaryota, Metazoa, Chordata, Lepidosauria, Squamata, Sphaerodactylidae.